Messenger RNA from Acaulospora colombiana, 4096 nucleotides. Lineage: Eukaryota; Fungi; Glomeromycota; Glomeromycetes; Diversisporales; Acaulosporaceae. The record is from the annotation of a GenBank genome assembly.
UGAUCUCGAAGUAAUAAAAGGAGACGAUGGAAUUGAGGAAUUGAUUUUUAUUAAAGGAAAAUCAAUAAGAAAGCUACCAGAUUUUUUACCGGACACUUUCGAAUUAAUAGAUCUUCAAUUAAAUGAAGAUAAUUCAUGUUGUAAGAUUUCCGAUAAUCAAGAAGCAUCUGCGAAAUCAGCCUUAAAUUUAUCUGAUACCACAUCACUUACUUGGCCGAUAGAACAAGUGGUGAUAUCUAGUUCUCAUUUGGUUGUUACCUUAAAGGACAAUUCUCAGGCAAUUCUUUUACCAGUGCAUAUGUCUUUGGCUGGAAAAACCACAUUAGCUGCUGUAAUUAUUUGCGGUUUGAAUAAGAACCGCGCUUUAGAUCGAGAAUAUUUGGGAUUUUUACAUGUUUGUAUUAAAUUUGGUGCAGUUUUAUUCGUAUCACGCGAAGAGGAUAGAAAACGAGCCGAAAUUCUAGCAGAUUUAAAUCGUCAAAAAAUAAUGUUUUUCCAGAAUAUUAGCCAUGAACUAAGAACGCCAUUAACGUUGAUGCUUUCACCACUUGAAGAGUCGAUCAGUGUUUGCCCUCUAGAGUUACCUAUUCUUUAUAACCUGCAGAUGGUAAAUCGAAAUGCCCGUCGACUGCUUAAACUUGUUAAUACUUUGUUUCAGUUUUCACGAAUUGAAUCAGGCAGAUUGGAGGCUCAAUUUCGAGAGACAGAUAUUGCGAAAUUUACUCUCGAAUUAGCUUCAUGUUUUGAAAGCAUGGCGGAAUCGUUAAAGCUAGCCUAUAUCAUUAAAAUUCCAAGUAGCGAAGAAUUUUAUAGUUCAAAUGCGUUUAAGCACACUUGGACGGGAAGUGUUUCAGUUUGUUUAUAUUCAGAUAUUAAGGAUGGAAGGGAAAUGGUUAUAUUGGAGAUCACAGACACAGGAAUUCCGGAAAAAGAUAUUGAAAACUUAUUUCAGCGUUUUUAUCGCGUGGAAUCAAGCCAGUCUCGUAGCCAUGAAGGAACAGGAAUAGGGCUUGCAUUUGUAAAAGAGUUAGUAAUGAGGCAUGAUGGUGAGAUUUCAGUACAUUCGGAAGUGAAAAAGGGUACCACUUUCCGCGUAUCGCUACCUACGGGUUUGGAGCAUUUACCAGAAAAACAAGUAUAUUAUGAAGAUGAUGAAUUUAAAGUAAAUCCGAUAGAAAAAGGUUUAUUUAAUGGGCGAGAUCUCUACCUUGAAGAAUCUCACCAAUGGAUAAUAAAUGAUCGCAUUGAUAAUGAUUUCACCAAUGAUGAUAACGUGGAUGACACUAUGGACUUAGAUUGCUUGGACACCUCAAACGAUUCAGAGUUGUAUGAUAAAAAAGCAGAUGCUCAACACAUUUUUUUACCUUUGCUGCAUGACGAUAUAUCUAAUGCACGUAAGGUUUCUUACCACAUUCUUAUCGUCGAUGACAAUACGGACAUGAGUCUAUUACGAAAGGAAUUCAAAGUAGACUGGGCGUAUGAUGGUCGUGACGCCUUAAAAAUAUUGAAGAAACUUAAGAAGCUUCCUGACUUAAUUCUAAGCGAUGUUAUGAUGCCAAAUAUGAACGGCUUGGAAUUAAUAAAAACGCUUAGAUCUGAUCCGGUAACUCAGUUGAUCCCCGUGAUCUUUUUAUCUGCAAAGGCGGGUGAAGAGGCUAGCGUAGAAGGAUUGGAACAAGGCGCAGAUGAUUAUUUAAUCAAACCAUUUAGUAUUAGGGAUUUGAUUGUUCGAAUUAAAGCCAAUAUUAGACUCUCACAUCUUCGUCAACAACUUUUGCUACAACAGAAGCAACAUUCAGAGACCCGGUGGUUAUUAUUCUCGAUAAGUGAUAAGAUUCGCGCCGGACUGGAUAUAGAAAAAACAUUAUCUAUAGCUAGUAAAGGUCGCAUAAUUACUUUCUUGGCUUCCGAUCCAAAUGAACAAAAUUUGACAGGAAGAAUUGUGUCGUAUUCACUAAUUAAAAGUGGAAGGGAAAAAAUUUUUCAGAAAUUAUAUUUAAAGUAUAAUAUUACCGAAGAAGGUGGCGAGGCACUUAAAAAGCUUCAAGAUGCUUUAUUGGAGAGUAAUGAGUGUGUAGUAACAGAAAAUUCAUAUUCUAGCGUAGUCGACCGAUACGUUUCUACAAUUGCUAUGCCAAUUAAAACAAAUUCAUCAGCAUGGGGAUGGAUAGUUGUUAAUAGAUCACCAAAUAAAACUUGGUUAGAUUCAGAGAAGGUCUUUAUUCAGCAAAUUUCAAUUCAAGUUGGAUUGGCGAUAACACAUGCAAUGCUUAUAGAAGAAAAAUCAAAGAAGGACGCUCAGAUGAAAGCCGCAAAGGCAGCUGAUGAAGCAAAAGGACAAAUUUUAGCCAAUACUUCUCAUGAACUUCGAACACCGUUAGGGGCAAUAAUAGGAAUGUUAUCAGCAUUUGAAGAUACUCCAUUGACUAAAGAUCAGAAAGAAAUGGUUCAAAUAAUGACACGUGCUUCGGACGUUGUUCUUUCUGUGAUUAACAAUAUUCUUGAUGCGGCAAAACUGGAAGCACAGAAAAUUACGUUUGCUAAUAGAGACUUUGAUUUACUGCAUGUGGUUGAAGAAACUCUAAACAUAUUUGGUGAAAAGGCAGGCGCUAAACAGCUUGAAUUAAUUUUGUGCUACGAGCAUGCAUCUCUACCAAAAUAUGUAAAAUCAGAUCCCGAUAGUAUAAAGUUUACGGAAGCUGGGGAAAUAGUUCUUAAGGUUUCGAUGGCUUCCAAUGAAUCUACAAUCAAGGAUAAUACCAAAAUAAGCACAAUAUAUGUGGAAUUGAUUGAUACUGGUAUUGGAAUUGAUCCCAAAUUUAUAAACCAUAUCUGGAAAAGCUUUUCGCAGGCAGAUACCACUAUAACGAGACGCCAGGACGGUACGGGAUUAGGUCUUUCGAUCUGUAACCACUUAGUAACUAUAAAUGGAGGCGAUUUAGGAGUUGUAAGUGAAUUGGGAAAAGGAAGUCGAUUUUGGUUUACUUGGAAAGUCGAGCCGUUAUCUGUCAAUCAAUUAAAUGUAGUUUCCCCUUUAACCGCACGAUCAAAACGUGUUCUUGUGAUUGAUCCUAUUCACGUGGCCCGUGACGCUUUAGUUAAGUUUAUAGAAAGCCAAGUUAAACGAGUUGAUGCAUUCGACACUGUUGAAGAGGGUAUUGCGUCUGCAAAAAUGUGGAAAGAACAACAUAAUGAAAUAUAUGAUCUUGGAUUUUUUAAUAUUUGCAAAAAUAAUCUCGAUGAUACUAAAAAAGCAUUAAAAGAAUUAAAAAGUUUAUGUGGCGAUCACUUAUACAUAGUCUUAAUGAUCUCUUGGUCAACUAGAGAACGUAUUUCGGGGGAAGAAAUUAUAAAAGAAGUUAAAGACCAAAUUAUCGCUUUAUAUAAACCUAUAAUGCAAAAACAAAUACUAGAUUGUUUGUAUAAUAAUGAUAACCUUAAUGAUUAUAGCGUCAUUAAACCUUCAGCAGAAUUAAGAGUAGAGAAACAUGAAAAUCGGUCUUUAAUCCAUAUUAAAUAUUUGAAUGAAAAUGAUGAUAAUAUUACUACUGUACUAAGGAAUGAAUUAAAAGAGGAAAAUUUAAUUCUGCCUUUAGAUAGGUCAUCAAAAAUAACAGCCUUAAAAAGGAUGUUUUCCGAUGAUGGAGAGAAUACAACUCUUGAUAAUAGUCACGCAGAAGAUAAUCCUAUAAAUUUAAAAGUUAUACAACAUCAGCUCACGAAACUCGGAUAUAAAUCAUUAUCCGCAAUAAAUGGAAAAGAGGCCAUAGAUUUAGUAACAGAAUUUGCUAACCAUCUAAAUAAUAAAAACACAUCCACAUCCUCAUCUAAUUUGCACUCAGAUAAUUAUGAAAAUAUAUCAUUGAUCUUAAUGGAUUGUGCAAUGCCAGUAAUGUCGGGAUAUGAUGCUUCAAAAGCCAUAAGAGCAAUGAAAUCGCCGGUAUCUCAAAUACCAAUUAUUGCGCUAACGGCAUCGGCAAUUCAAGGUUCAAGAGAAAAAUGCCUCGAAUCAGGGAUGAAUGAUUUCCUUACGAAACCAUUAAAAAUAUUGCAACUUAAAGAAAUGCUAAAUAGAUGGCUAGAGGAUAAUAAUUGA